Messenger RNA from Arabis nemorensis, 1542 nucleotides. The record is from the annotation of a GenBank genome assembly. NCBI's taxonomy places the organism in Eukaryota, Viridiplantae, Streptophyta, Magnoliopsida, Brassicales, Brassicaceae.
AUGAGGAAUUACAGAACAUCAGUUCUUGUUGUACUAAGUUUGGUAAUAAUUCUUAGUGGGCAGGGCAGUUUUGUGGCACGAGCCGGCGUCCAGAGCAAGGUUCGUAUAGUGUAUUUGGGUGAGAAGCAGCAUGAUGAUCCCGAGUUUGUUACGGAAUCUCAUCAUCAGAUGUUGCGGUCAAUUCCUGGAAGUAAAGAGGAUGCUCAUGAUUCAAUGUUCUCUUUGGUGACAGAUUUACCUGAAGUUGUUUAUGUCGUACCGAAUAGUUUCUACGAGCUGUCAACAUCUCGGACUUGGGACUACUUGGGCCUUUCUUCUGCCAAUCCCAAGAAUCUUCUAAAUGAAACUAAUAUGGGUGAACAAAUUAUCAUCGGCAUUAUCGACACAGAUACAAAUAGUCUCUAUGACCAAUAUGUUUUUGUUGUUGUAGGAGUAUGGCCUGAAUCUGAAGUAUUUAACGACAGCGGGAUUGGUCCUGUGCCGAGCCACUGGAAAGGAGGCUGUGAAUCAGGAGAGAUGUUCAAUGCCUCUCAUUGCAAUAAAAAUCUUAUAGGAGCCAAAGACCUUGAUGGUCAUGGCACACAUGUUGCCACCAUCGCCGACGGUUUAUUUGUGACCGACAUAAGCUACAAGGGCCUAGCUGGAGGGACUGUGAGAGGUGGAGCACCGCAUGCUCAUAUAGCAAUGUACAAGGCUUGUUGGUAUGUGGAUGAUGAAGGCCUAUUAACUUGUUCAUCUGCUGACAUCUUGAAAGCUAUGGACGAGGCUAUUCAUGAUGGUGUUGAUGUUCUGUCUCUCUCUCUAGGCUCUUGGGUUCCUCUUUAUGGCGAAACUGAUAUUCGCGAUACAAUAACCACUAGAGCAUUCCAUGCAGUCUUAAAGGGUAUCACAGUUGUUUGUGCUGGUGGUAACUCUGGCCCUGAGGCUUAUACCGUGACCAACACGGCUCCUUGGAUCGUGACUGUGGCUGCAACCACUCUAGACCGAUCAUCUGUUGUGAAGAUACAGCCUUCUAAAACACUUGUUGGACAACCAGUUGGUACAAAGGUGGCAACUUUCUCAUCAAGAGGGCCUAAUUCGAUUCAAUCUGCGAUCCUCAAACCAGAUAUAGCAGCACCAGGAGCGAGCAUAUUGGCGGCUACAACCACUCACUCCACUUUCAAUGAUCAAGGUUUCAUGAUGAUGUCUGGAACAUCAAUGGCAGCUCCUAUUUCAGGAGUUGUUGCACUUCUCAAAGCUCUGCACCGUGAUUGGUCUCCUGCUGCCAUUGAUCACGUAUUCAAUUACUCUGCAGCUUGGAGAACUGAUCCAUUUGGAGAGCAUAUUUUUGCUGAAGGGUCACCUCAGAAGCUAGCUGAUCCGUUCGACUAUGGUGGAGGCCUUGUGAAUCCAGAGAAAGCUGCAAACCCAGGUCUUGUAUAUGACUUGGACGUUGAAGACUAUGUUCUCUACAUGUGCUCUGUUGGUUACAACGAUUCAUCAAUCUCUCAGCUUGUCGGUAAUGGAACAGUCUGGCUCGAAUCCCAGACCAUCAGUUCUUGA